GAUGUGAUAAUACACAUGUUUUUGAAUGUAAUCCCCAGAAUGGAGCCUGUGAUUAUGGUGUACGUGAUUCUUGCGCAAUGUGGAAAAUUAAAUUGUACUUCAUCACCAAAUCUACCAGCACAACCUACUAUACCACCAGCACAACCUACUCAACCACCAGCACAACCUACUCAAACGCCAGCUAAACUAUCUACAUGCACUCCUACUUGUGUUAAACCUAAAUCGUGUGCUAACAGUAAAUAUCAAUGCUUAUCAUCAAAUUGUCCAAAAGGACAGGCAUGUAAUAAUGCUGGAGCAUCAAAACAAGUUAAAAGCGUUGCUGAAAUUGCUGGUACUUGUUCUGCAAUAACACUUCCAGCUAUAUUUGUAGCAUGGGGAGUUAAUGUAGCAUGUGAUAUCAUAGAAGAAGCAGCAACUGACGUAAUGGAAGUUGUAACAAAUGUUCAU
This is a messenger RNA of Dentiscutata erythropus, 447 nucleotides long. NCBI's taxonomy places the organism in Eukaryota, Fungi, Glomeromycota, Glomeromycetes, Diversisporales, Gigasporaceae. The record is from the annotation of a GenBank genome assembly.